Messenger RNA from Biomphalaria glabrata, 1267 nucleotides. RefSeq lists its product as uncharacterized. NCBI's taxonomy places the organism in Eukaryota, Metazoa, Mollusca, Gastropoda, Planorbidae. The record is from RefSeq and is a predicted model, not a curated record. The coding region runs from base 283 to 1200 and encodes 305 amino acids. The transcript is spliced from 4 exons.
UCUAUUUUAAUUUCUAGAUUCUAAACUAAACGUGGAAAGCUUAGAUCUAGCUUUUCGAUCAAGACUAAGAAAGCUUACUUAUUAUUGUGUAUCUUUUCUUAGAUCUGAUCUAGAUCUAGAUACAUUUGAAAUCUAGAUUUACACAUUAGUCGGAUUAUUAUAUUAGUUAUUACUAAAUCUAAUUAAAUUAUUAAUAAAUCUUAUAAUUUUUAUUUUAUAAUCAACUUGAGACUUGAUAAGUUGAUUCACCAAGUCCAAGUUAUUUAAAAUAAUCAUUUAAUAAUGGUUGUAGACAUUCAUGAAUCUGUCCAAAAGAAACAUAAGAAAAAGAAGACUAAUUCAAUCAAUGAGGAAGAAAUGAAAGGAGAGAUAAUUGACCUGACUAGACAUGAAAAGGAUUCUAGUUUUGUUUUUUCAAAAAAUGAACAUUCAAGAAAAAGAACUAGAAAAGCUGAAGAAACAGAAGAAGUAGGAAGUUCAAAAAAGAAGCAAAAGACAUGUUCUAAUAGAGAAUCAUCAUCAGAAGAAAUUGUUUUAACAUCCUCUGUAACUGAAGUUUCUGAAACCAAAAGAAGUAAGAAAGACAAAAAAUCAAAUGAAGAAACGGAAGAAGCAGAAAAUAGUAUCAGAAAGAAGAAAAAGAAAAGUUCUAAUAGAGAAUCAUCAUCAGAAGAAAUUGUUUUAGCAUCUUCUGUAACUGAAGUUUCUGAAACGAAAAGAAGUAAGAAAGACAAAAAAUCUAAAGAAGAAAUCAAUUUGGGUGUAGUAGACACAGACAUUUUGCUUCAGGCAGGAAUAAAUUUAGGGCUUCCUAUGGAAGAUACUGAGACCUCGCUUCCUGAAACACCCAAAGUGAAAAAGAAGAAAAAAGACAAAGAAAAAGAUAUACCCACUCCAUCAGAUAAAAACAAAAAUGAAAGAACUCUUGAUUAUCUUAGAUCAUGGCACUCUAAUCGAAAGAAAUGGAAGUUUAACAAAAUGUUACAAGUUCACUUAUUACAUAUUAUGUAUGACAAAUCUUUGUUAAAUGAUGGAGACUUUGAUGUCAUGCUUCUGUAUCUUGAAGGCCUGAAUGGGAAAUCAAGGGAAAAAACCAAAGAAGAUGCUGAAAAGAUAAUAAACAAUGAUAAACAAGACACUGAUUCAUCUAAUGUAGACAAAGAAGAGAGAGCUCGACAAAUUAUUCAAAUUUUAAGUUAACAGUGCUGAUUUUUUUUUUUUUAUAGAAUUAUUUAAUAACUAUUAAAUUAACCUGAAAUGUCAACAA